Molecule: messenger RNA, 2371 nt
Organism: Hyla sarda
Lineage: Eukaryota; Metazoa; Chordata; Amphibia; Anura; Hylidae
Product: tubulin alpha chain
Exons: 4
Coding region: 153-1502 (449 amino acids)
Biological process (GO): mitotic cell cycle; microtubule cytoskeleton organization
Cellular component (GO): cytoplasm; microtubule
Molecular function (GO): structural constituent of cytoskeleton; GTP binding
Source: RefSeq, a predicted model, not a curated record
ACUCCUAGGAGUUGUUAAAAAGCCCUGGCCAGUGCGCAUUCCAGGGCAGUUCUUACCGAGACUCCUAACUGUCGUGCGGUGAGAAUCCAGACGUCUUGGACCGCUCGGACUCUUGUCUUUAUUUUUCUUUGAAGGUCUUUUGUUGAGCAAACAUGCGUGAGUGCAUCUCCAUACACGUCGGUCAGGCUGGUGUGCAGAUCGGUAAUGCCUGCUGGGAGCUGUACUGCCUGGAACAUGGCAUCCAGCCUGAUGGGCAGAUGCCCAGUGACAAGACCAUCGGAGGAGGGGAUGAUUCUUUCAACACCUUCUUCAGCGAGACUGGAGCCGGCAAACACGUCCCCAGAGCUGUGUUUGUGGACCUGGAACCUACAGUCAUCGAUGAGGUGCGCACUGGUACAUACCGCCAGCUGUUCCACCCAGAGCAGCUGAUCACUGGGAAAGAAGAUGCUGCCAACAAUUAUGCCCGUGGGCACUACACUAUUGGCAAGGAAAUCAUUGAUCUGGUGCUUGACAGAAUCCGCAAACUGGCUGACCAGUGCACAGGUCUUCAGGGUUUCCUGGUCUUCCACAGCUUCGGUGGUGGCACUGGUUCUGGCUUCACCUCUCUGCUGAUGGAACGUCUCUCUGUUGAUUAUGGAAAGAAGUCUAAGCUGGAAUUUGCAAUUUACCCAGCUCCCCAAGUGUCCACUGCUGUUGUUGAGCCCUACAACUCCAUCCUCACCACUCACACCACCCUUGAGCACUCUGACUGUGCUUUCAUGGUAGACAAUGAGGCCAUCUAUGACAUCUGCCGUAGGAAUUUAGAUAUUGAGCGUCCAACUUAUACAAAUCUUAAUCGCCUUAUUAGUCAGAUAGUGUCCUCUAUUACAGCUUCUCUUAGAUUUGAUGGAGCCCUGAAUGUAGAUCUGACAGAGUUCCAGACUAACUUGGUGCCCUAUCCUCGUAUCCACUUCCCUCUUGCUACCUAUGCCCCAGUUAUCUCAGCAGAGAAAGCUUACCAUGAGCAGCUGACGGUAGCAGACAUAACCAAUGCUUGCUUUGAGCCAGCCAACCAGAUGGUGAAAUGUGACCCUCGUCAUGGUAAAUACAUGGCUUGCUGCCUGUUGUACCGUGGUGAUGUGGUGCCCAAAGAUGUAAAUGCAGCUAUUGCCACCAUCAAGACAAAGCGUAGCAUCCAGUUUGUGGACUGGUGUCCAACUGGUUUUAAGGUUGGUAUCAACUAUCAGCCACCAACUGUGGUUCCAGGUGGGGAUCUGGCCAAGGUACAGCGCGCUGUGUGCAUGCUGAGCAACACCACUGCUAUUGCCGAGGCCUGGGCAAGACUGGACCAUAAGUUUGACCUUAUGUAUGCCAAGCGUGCCUUUGUGCACUGGUAUGUAGGUGAGGGUAUGGAGGAGGGAGAGUUCUCUGAGGCCCGUGAGGACAUGGCUGCCCUAGAGAAGGAUUAUGAAGAAGUUGGGGCAGAUAGUGCUGAAGCAGAGGAUGAAGGCGAAGAGUAUUAAACAUUCAUUUGAAAUGUUCAUUCCCUCCCACCCCCAGAAGUUAAAGCUUCCAUCCUGUAUGUUUUUUAAAUAAAGUUCCAUUUUAAAUAUGGCUCCUCAUAAGUUGAGGUUGUUGGAAUUUGAAGUUACAAAAAUGAAUCAAAUAAGCUGCUAAAAUCUAACACUGUAGUAGACUGCAGUGGAAACCAACAUCUGUGCAUUGACUGUGUAUUCCAUUGAGGAUGAAAGCAUUAAGAAUUCUGAAUUUUAAGCCUGAAAUUAUUUUAAUGUUUUUAUCAAUACCUUUUGAAGGUUAACCUAUUAUCCUCUAUCUACAGGCCUUAUCUUCAGAAUGGUGCCCCAACUACUUUUUUUUGUAUGGAACUGUGGGAUGGCACACACAACCACAUUCAAUGUCUCUUGGCUAUAUCAGGAGGCUGCAUAGAUAUUGAAUGCAGUAGUGUGCGUGCCAACCCACCGCUCCAGUCAAAACGGUCGUCAAGGCACUGUUCUGGAGAUCGUAGGUGGGCUCUGCAGUUGGGGCCCCCUCUGAUCUCACACUUAUCACCUAUCCACAGUUAAAGGGGUUAUCCAGGAUUAGAAAAACAGAGCAGAAUUCUUCAAAUGACAGCACCACACCAGUCCUUGGGUUCUAUGUGGUGUUGCUGUUUAGUUCCAUUGAAUGUUAUCAGAUGAGAAGUUGUUUAAAAGUGUAGGUACACUUGAGAUAUUAAAGUUUUCUAUUCAUUGUCUGAAGCAACUUAAAAGUUCGCACAAACUUUUAUUUGAAGAAAUUGUUUGCCUUAAAGGAGUUCCUCUAGCAGCUGAUAUUGCUUGGUGGCUAUUUGGCGUAAUGGUGACCCAUGUAAUUAAAGGACUGCUUAAAUCCC